UUAUCGUUAUUAUUAGCAUUAUUAGUACUUGCUCUACUUUCUCUUCCUCUUCUUUUGUACUUUGACCAUUUUUCUUUACUCAUCUGUCAAAAAAAAAAGACAAACAAACAAACAAACAGAGCUACAUAUAUUUAUUUAUUUAUUUUCUUCUUCUCCUUGUCUUCAUUCUUUUUCAAUUAUUAAGCAAUGACCGUCAGUAACUCUAAUUGUUCUGUGCUUGUACUUGGUGGCGUUGGUUUUAUUGGCCGUCACUUUGUCCAUCAUCUCGUUCAAAAUGGAUUGGCAUCCUACAUUCGUGUAGUCGACAAAGCCCUCCCACAAACAACCUAUUUGUCAGAGUCUCACAAAGCAUCCUUUGAAAAAGUUGAAUUUAAACAAAGCAAUCUGAUUCAUCCAGCUGCCAUUGCUACUUGUUUUGAAAGAGAAGACGGUAGUUCUUUUGAUUAUGUAUUCAACUUUGCAGGCGAGACAAAGUACUCUCAAGUCGCAGAGGUCUAUCAAGAACGAAUCUUCCACCUUUCUGUCAAUUGCGCAAAAGAAGCUGCCAAAAGAAAAGUCAAAGUAUUUGUAGAGCUGUCUACAGCAGAGAUUUAUGACAGUGAUAAUUCUGCUUCUUCAGAAACGUCGAAAAUAAAGCCUUGGACUAUCAUCGCAAAGAACAAAUACAAAGCUGAAGAAGAGUUGAAAAAGAUUCCUGGUCUCAACCUUGUUAUCUUGCGUCCUGUUGUAGUAUAUGGUCCAGAUGCUCUUUUGGGAUUAACGCCUCGUCUGAUUAUCGGUCGUAUAUACCAACAUUUGAAUGAGGAAAUGAAGUUGCUGUGGUCAAAGGAUGUGAAACUCAAUACAGUUCAUGUUGACGAUGUGGCCAGAGCAUGCUGGCAUGUGGCUACAUGGUAUGAGACUCGCAAAACAACAGGUGUACCGAUCUUUAACCUUGCCGACAAGGAAGACACAGAUCAAGAAACUAUCAACCGUCAUUUACGUUCUUUGUUUGGUAUCCAAACUGGUUACUAUGGUAGCGUGGUAUCUAGCUUUGCAAAGCUUAAUCUGGAUUAUGUAAUGGAAGAUGUCAACGAAAAACAUUUGGCACCUUGGGCAGAUCUCUUAAAAUCUUCCGAUAUUCGUGUGACUCCCCUGUCUCCAUAUCUGGAUGAAGAGUUGCUGUACAACAAUGCGUUGUCUGUAGAUGGCACAAAGAUUGAACGCGAAACCAACUUUUCCUACACUGUCCCCACAUUGACCCAGGCCAAAUUGAGGGAAAUCAUUGAUGGAUACAAGGCGUUGAAGGUCUGGCCUACCGAUGUACCAGCUUAGAGGGAGCUUGAUUUUAUUCUAUUUUAUUUGAGUUUAGUUUAGUUUAAAUUAUUAUUUUAUACACAUACACCCAUACACCCAUAUGCACACACACACACACAGAGAAAGAAAAGGCAAUAAAGUAAAAAAUAAAACUAGAGGAGAAGGUUUUAUAGUGAUU
This is a messenger RNA of Phycomyces blakesleeanus NRRL 1555(-), 1474 nucleotides long. RefSeq lists its product as hypothetical. The transcript has 8 exons. Bases 187 to 1314 code for a protein of 375 amino acids. The record is from RefSeq and is a predicted model, not a curated record. NCBI's taxonomy places the organism in Eukaryota, Fungi, Mucoromycota, Mucoromycetes, Mucorales, Phycomycetaceae.